AUGGCUGUCUUAGGAGACGUAGCCUUUUUGAGCUGUAGCACAGCCGAUGGCCAUGUUGCUGUGACGGGCUGGGUUGUGGAGCUGCCGGGGACAGACGGCGUAGUUGGUACCAUUGCAGAUUCCGUGAAGACCUUAGAGCAUAAGCUGCAGGCUCCCAUUUCGGCUUUGGUUCUUGAUAGGCCGAAGGAUUGGACAGGACCUCGCUUGAGUGACGUGCCGGGUUGGCGGAUCAUUGAAGCGGGAUGGAAGAAGCUGAGUGCCUCAGACCUGACCAGCAGCGAAGCCGAGCAGCCGAGAAGACGAUCAGAGGAAGUAGCCAGCGGAUCGGGAAAUGUGGCACAGGGUUCUUCUGCCAGGAAGUCCAAGCUGACCCCUCACUUGAAGGGAUUGGCCACUCUGUUUGGAGAGGAGAGCGAUGGAUCGGAGGAAGACGAGGAGGCCGAGGACGACGAGUUGGGAAAGGUUCCCCUUCAGAAGGGUUUUCUUCCGCCAGGUGGCAGCGCCCGGAAGGCGAAAAAGGCCGAGGCUCGGGGAUCAGAGGAGGCCUUCGACGUGAAGAAGAUGAUGGCAAAGGCGGUUGCAAGUGGUGCGGACCCGGCCAGUCUGUUACCCAUGAUGCUCAUGGCCCAGAUGUUGGAGAAGGACAGAAAGGGGCGACGGUCUCGAAAAAGGUCCGAGGCCCUCCUUGGUGGCUCUUCCUCCGACGAGUCCGGAAGCGAAGAGGAUGGCUUGGAUCCCAAGGGAAUGAAGGCCGUUCAUACUUUGCACCGCUUCCACGAGCAGAUCUUGAAAAAGCCGAGGCGGGUGAUCGCGGCUUUCGAGAAGGAGGUCGUGGAGGAGCUGGGAGUGGUACCAGGGCAGAGCUGGACACUUCGGGAUUACGUGAAGAGGCAAAGCUGGGGCCGCUACAAAGGACUAUUCAGGUGCGCCAUGAUGGACGUGGCGACUUACGAAUUGAUCCGCAAUGGUCGCCCCGAAGCGGCCGCAGCUCAGACAAUCCAGAACUUGAAGGCGAAGAUGCAGGCGGUCAUCGAGCAGGGCGACUGGACGACGGCAUGGCUAUUGACUGGAUUGGUCGACCCGGUCCAGAAGAAGGAGUGGGCCGGCAACAAGCAGGAGAUGACCAUUGUCUCGGGGUACGUCGAUGCCAUGGCUCGGCUCAAAAAGAAGGUUCGCGAAGCUCACGGAAAAGAAGGCGACGACGAGGACGAGCCCGGACAGGGUUCUUUGCUGGAGCGGUCUGGCGAUUCAAUAUCACUUUUUCCGUGUGCGCUGCCCUACCCGGAGACCCUCUCGGCGGCGGGUGUGAAGGGUGAGGAUGAGGCCAGAGUGUGGUGGGCCAAGUCGUUGAUGAACAGCUUCGUCGCUUGGUCUAACUUUGUGGUUCUGGGUUGUCCUCGUUGGGGUGGUAGCGCAUACGAGCCACGAGUGGCCUAUCGGAGUUGCACGGAGGCGCGGGCCUUCGCCGACAGGUUGCUUGGUGAGGUGGAGGAAUUUGCCGCCUCGGACUUGGUUUUGGGUCGUCUUGCUUGUGAAGGUAAGAGGGCGACUGUAGAGGACCUCCUCGCGCAAGUCCAGGAAAGUGCAGGUGCAAGCUACUUUGAUGGUGUUCAGGCCCCCGCCUCGACAUCGUCGCCCGCCUUGGCCGUGACGGCUGACCGCAUCGCGGUGCCCAACUCAGCGGGAGGUGUUGAUCCAGGAGACUGGCUACCAGAGGAUAGAGCAGCUGUUUUCCGGGACCUUGAGUCGAUUCGGUUGCCCGAGCAUCUUUGGGAUGAAGCUCCCCUUGCCUGUCAUCGGGUGCCCCAGGCCGAGGAGGCUGAUUUGGCUCGAAAGCUGCUCGAGACGAAGAUGGCUGUGCUGGUCCCAGAAGACGCUUUGCCUCGUCGUCGUGAUGGUCGGAUGUUGGUAGGUGGUUUGUUUGCCGUGGCGAAGAAUGAGCAUGAAGACAGACUAAUAUAUGACCGCCGCCCCGAGAACUCCACUAUGCCUUAUUUGGACUGGGCUACUCUACCUAGCGCGGCAUGCUUCACUCGUCUUCUUUUGCAACCAAACCAAUACCUUCGCGGCUCAGGUGAUGAUCUGCGGAACUUCUACUACAACCUGCGACUUCCUGAAGGCUGGGAGAGGUUUAAUCCUGUUGGCCGCAGGGUUGAUGCUCGUGUCGUAGAAGAACAAGGGCUUGAUCCUCGUAUUCACCAUCGCCUAUGUCUUCGGGUAUUGGGAAUGGGUGAUCGCAACGGGUGUGCAAUCGCGCAGGCGACGCACGAGGGGAUCCUACGGAAACACGGUGGGUUGGACCCUGAGACAACCUUGCGCUAUGGUCAGAGUGCUCCUCGUGGGGAUUUGUGGCAGGGGGUUUAUCUAGAUGACUUGCUCGUUGUGCAGCGCAUGACCGUUGGAGCCGCAGUCCCGCUCGAUGGCACGUUCGACCCGCCUGAGGCUUCGGCUGAAGAUGCGGACAUGCAGGAGGUGUCGAAGGCAGAGGGUGCUUAUGAUGCCGCGGGGUUGCAGAGGGCUUUGCACAAAUCGUUUCGUGCGUUGACGAAGUUCAAGGCUUGGGGUGCCGAGAUUGACGGUGUCCAAGGCACGAUCGCUUCACCGUUGUCGGUGCGCCAGCAAGUGUGGAGGUUGUUGGAGCGUCUUGUUGCGACAGGCUGGGCUACGAAGGAGAUCAUGCAGAAGGUGCUCGGUUUCCUGGCUUUCGCUUUUCAGUUUAGGCGAGAGUUGUUCUGCUUGCACCACAGGGUUUACAAUUUUGUGGCGAAGCUGCCCGAGAAGAAGUGGUGCCGACUCCCGAAUCACAUCGUUGACGAGCUCCGGAGUGUUGCCUUGCAUCUCCCUUUUGCCAGGUGGAAUAUGCGUCGAAGUUUGCAUCCUUCGGUGCUGGCUACUGAUGCGACUCCUACCUCAGGGGGCGCUGUGAGGGCCCGAGUUGCUCCAGAGCUGAACGAGGAGUUGUGGCGCCGGUCUGAAAUAAGGGGGGCUCCAGUACGGCUAGAUCGUGCGGAGGCUUUCACGUGGAAGGCGGAGGAGCCGAUCGCGGUGUCCACUUUUGCCAGUGCGAUUUCGGAGUGUUUGCAAUGGACGGUGACUGCUUCUUAUUCUUUCCGCAGUACCAGUCACAUAAACUUGCAGGAGGGUCGAGCACUUCGUCGGGAAAUUGCUCGUAUGGCCAGCGCCCUACGGAACGCCGGCCAUGUGCAGGUGUGCCUCAAUGACAGCCGCGUGAUCGUGGGAGCGGUUGCCAAGGGGCGCUCAAGCUCCUACAAGUUGAAUGGUUUGCUAAGGGCUCAGCUUCCGUAUCUCAUCUUCGCCGACAUAGUCUUGGCGCUCCUGUGGGUGGAAACCGAGUCCAACUUGGGCGACCACCCAUCCCGCUUCAGGUCGCUGCCGCCUCCAAAGCCUCCGCCUCGCUGGAUGUCACGUUUUGGGGUUAGGCACAUAAGAGCAGGAAGUGGUGUGCAGAUUUUCGGUUCAGCGUACUUCACGGAAGCCCAUCGUGACAAAGGUCUGAUGAUGUGGGACCCGGUUGAUGUCGGGCACGAGGCAAGCCUACUCCGGACAACACUAGGCUGGCAUUCUUGGGUUGCCGAAGCCAUCGAGGAGGGGCACCCGCGGAAAGGGGGAGCACUUCGAGGCCGGGAUACGCAGCUUUUCAUGUCGAAGCACGAGGGGAUCCGCAGAUAUAUUGUCGAUUGGAACCUUUAUGUCGACCCGGGAAGCCGUGAGGAGGGGGAACUCGAGCAGUCUGUUGUGUUGUCCAAUGCGCCGUAUGUGGAUGCGUGGUUGGAGCGAGCGGUUGAGGCGGCUUUCCAAGGUGGUGAAAAGUUGUACUGGGCUACCCUGGCAGUGCUGAGCAUUCAAAAGGAGCUUCGACUGUCCGGGCCUUUGUUGAGGAACACCUGGUCAAACCUUCGAGCGUGGCGGAUGUUGCAACCAAUCAAGCCGCGGGUGCCAAUGACCCAUUAUGUGAUGCAAUGUGUCCUUGUCGUCUGCCUGGCCUUUGCGAAUCAAUCCAGCGGUUCGGCGAAAGCGGAAUGGUUCUCAACUAUGUUGGGGAUCUGGCUAGCGUUUGCGGGAAUGCUCCGGCCUGGCGAGGUAGAUAACCUCAAAUUCUCCGACUUUUGUUUUCCAGAAGUGGCAGAGCUUUGUGAGAAUGUGGGGCUGGUCGUAAACAUACGUCAAGCUAAGACGCGGAGAGUAUGGGCGAACCAAUUCAUCCUCAUACAUGAUCGGGCUCUGGUGUCCUGGUUACGAUGGUGGGCGCAGGAUCAAAAACCUUCGCUUCGCUUCUUGCAGGUGGGACGCCGGAAGUGGUCGGAGCGACUACGUGAGGCCCUCAAUGCUUUGGAUUUGGAGACCUGUCAUUUGACGCUAGGGACGGAAACAUUACGGCAUUAUUUGCAAGAUGCCCUGGCCAUUCACACGUUGGCCCAGGCUCCCGGCUCUGCUAAGGACAAGCUUGCUGAAGUGUAUGAUUACUGCGGCUAUUGGGGCUCUCCGUCCGAGCUCUCCUUCGUCGUCGUCCACCAGGACCGCUGGAGCUACCUCGUCGUGGUCUCGGGUGUCGUUGCCUGGGCGCAGUGCGUCGUGAGGGAGCGGGGGAGGCUGAGGAAGCGACAGAAGGCACCGCUUCUGCUGCAGCUGAGGCGCUGCAGUCGCUGGCUGGGCAAAUCAAGCAGCCUUUGGAUGUUGGAGGACCCGCAGGCGCGGGCAGCGGCUGCCAGGUGGCGUGCGGGAAGCAGUGCUCGCCGUUUAACGGCCGUCCUAGCCCGGGCGAGGCAAGGCCUACAAGCCUGGGUGAAUGGGCCAACUCGUGAGUUGAGCGGGGGGCCGCCUGCCCCUGUCCGGCCUCGGCCAAUUCGCCCUGCUUCGCGCGACGGCACACCUGCAGAACCAACCUCGUGGCGAGCCUGGUUGCCGCGUCUUAGUGUGUGGACGGUCUUGCUGCUGGUGUGUUUCUUGGUGUUCCCUCGCAUCAUCGCCAAGUUCGCCACUUUGAUCCUCAGACUGUUGGGCAAGGCCAUGUUUAGCCUCAUGUCGAAUCUGAUCCAGGAACUCCUGUCUCAGACUUUGCAGGCAGCGACUGAGAUGGAGGAUCAGGUCGUGGAGUACCUGAACCUUUACCUGGGUGGCGAGAGCAAACCUGUGGCGUCGCUGCCGCAGUCUGACGCUGUGGCCACACCUCCUGCGCAGCAGCAGGUGGUGGUCGCCCACCCGACCCGCCCGGUCGACUUGCUGAUGCUCCUGCUCCUCACCCUCAACCUUCGCCAGCAGCAGGGAGGCAUCCUUGAAGGUGGCUUCGGGAUCCAGUCUGAAGGGCCCCAGGCGAUUGAGUGUGGUGCCUUUUUGGCCAAGAAGGCGGCUUUUGUUUGA
Messenger RNA from Symbiodinium sp. CCMP2592, 5379 nucleotides. Lineage: Eukaryota; Dinophyceae; Suessiales; Symbiodiniaceae. The record is from the annotation of a GenBank genome assembly.